Molecule: messenger RNA, 2758 nt
Organism: Ctenopharyngodon idella (grass carp)
Lineage: Eukaryota; Metazoa; Chordata; Actinopteri; Cypriniformes; Xenocyprididae
Product: tubby-related protein 1-like
Exons: 13
Coding region: 1-1524 (507 amino acids)
Biological process (GO): protein localization to cilium
Cellular component (GO): cilium
Molecular function (GO): actin filament binding
Source: RefSeq, a predicted model, not a curated record
AUGUCUGCCGAAAAGAAGCCCAAAAAGAAGAAGCCCGAGUCCACUCCAGUAGAGACCAAUGGAAGCGAAGCCAAACCCAAAAAGACCAAGAGCAAGAAGAGCGGAGAUCUGUCGGCUGAGAGCAGCCCGGCCACUCAGAAUGGAGAGAAGGUGAAGAAGAAGAAACUUGAGAAGGAAAAAGAAUCAACAGAGAAGGAGAAAGAAUCCAAAAAGAAAGCGAAAAGUGCCCCAAAGAAGAAGAAGAGUUGUACAGAAGAUGAUGACGAUGAUGAAGAGGACGAUGGGGAGACCGCUCCUCAGAAGAAGACGAAGAAAAAGAUUUCAAAAGAAAGUUCUGAUGGAAAAGAAAAAGAGAAGGAAAAAGACAAGAAGUCCAAAUCAAAAGACGUCAAAGAGGAUGCAGACAGUAAAGGAAAAUCUAAAGCCAAGAAAAAGGAGCCGGCCUCCAUGUUUCAGAUUAAUGGAGACAAGUCUGAAACCAAGAGUAAAAAGAAAGCUGCCAAAUCUGAGAGUGAAGAUGAGAGUGAACCAGAAACCAAAACCAGCAAGACGAAGAAGAAGAGCAGCUCAAACCCAGCGUCCAUGUUUCAAACAGGAGGAGACAAAGACAAGGACAAGGACAAAAAGACAAAAAAGACCAAAAGUCCUGCUAAAGCAGAAGAGACUGAAGACUCUGAUUCAGAAGUGACACAGAAAAAGAAAAAGGGCAAAGGGAAAAAAGGCAAAAAGGAGGAGCGAGCACCUUCUCCUGUCAUCGAGUUUGACAAUCUGGAGGAGUUUGUACUUCAACCCGCACAACAAGGCGUCACGGUAAAGUGCAAAGUGACCCGUGACAAGAGAGGGAUGGACCGAGGCCUUUACCCAACUUACUACCUGCACCUGGAUAACGAGAAGAAAGUAUUUUUGUUAGCGGGAAGGAAGAGGAAAAAAAGCACAACCUCAAACUACUUGAUCUCCAUAGACCCCACUGACCUCUCCAGAGGAGGGGAAAACUUCAUUGGGAAGCUGAGGUCUAAUCUGAUGGGAACUAAGUUCACAGUGUUUGAUAAUGCACUGCAUCCAGACCGAGCUCUGCCGGACAUGUCUAACGCUCGGCAGGAAUUAGCAGCCAUUAUCUAUGAAACAAAUGUUUUGGGCAUGAAAGGACCGAGACGAAUGAUUAUAGUUAUUCCUGGCAUGACCAAAGACGGUGAACGAGUCCCCAUACGACCACGUAGUGACAAUGAUGGCCUCCUCAUGAGACAUCAAAACAGAAAUAUGGAAAACUUGAUAGAGCUACGCAAUAAGACGCCAGUGUGGAAUGAAGAAACGGCGUCACAUGUGUUAAACUUCAAUGGCAGAGUCACGCAGGCCUCCAUCAAAAAUUUCCAGAUUGUGCAUAACAAAGACCAGGACUACAUUGUGAUGCAGUUUGGGAGAGUUGCAGACGAUGCUUUUACUCUGGACUACAGUUAUCCUCUGUGUGCCGUACAAGCCUUUGCCAUCGCCCUCUCCAGCUUUGAUGGCAAAAUCGCCUGCGAGUAACAGCGCAAAGACGUCCUGCUGGUCUCUUUCUGUGAUUUUGUCACAUGCAGCAUAUGGGAAACGUUCUCACUCAGCAUCAGCUCAAUUCUAUACGAGAAGACCGAAACCCAUACAUCUGUAAAAUAAAGCCACCAUUGCUUGUCUGGUUGCAUGAUGUUACGUGCCGUAGAGAGAUCUGUUGGUAAUAUCCUCUUAUAUGGACUAAGGUCAAAUAAUGGUUGUACAAUGGAUGUAUUGGAGAAAGAAGGAAGUGCGUUGAGAUGUUUGAUUUGAGAGUGUGAAAGAUGCAAAUGACCCUCUUAAAAAUAAAUGGUUCCAUGAAAAACCUUUAACAUUCAUGGAACCUUUCCAUUGGUCAAAAGGUUUUUUAUGGCGGAAAAAAGGUUCUUCAAUGUUCUUCACACUAAGGAAAAAAUGGUUCUCCUCAGAACUGUUCACCAGCAGAUUCUUUGGGGUACCAAAAAUAGCAGCAUCGCUGCGAAAACCCCCUUUUGGAACCUUUAUUUUUAAGCGUGAGGUCACAUUAGAUGUGGUAUGUGCUUGAAAAAGGAAAAAGAAAUAGACUGUGUUGUAUUUUUUGGUUGUAUACAAUAUAAUUAGGAAAAUUGUAUUUUAAUAUUGUCUGCUUCACAUUUUAGCAAACCGGGUUAAAAACAGUGUUACAUAACCUAAUGACAUAAAUAGAAAAGGCACGGUUUAAAAAAUAUAUAUUGUAUGUAUUAUUGGAAGUCGUGUAACGUUUUGUGUGCGUGUAACUGUGUAAAAAUUCUUGUCCAAGAGAAAGCAAGCAACAAAGGGGGUGUCUGUGCAAGUGUGCCGAAAGCUCGAGAUUAAAGCAAGGUCCAGAUUUAUCUGAGCUGAUAGUAAAUUUCAGAUUUUUGCACAUGCAAUAUCAUUGGCACGACUGAUGCUCAGAGAAUGUCAAACAUCUCAACCACUCAUGCAGUUUCUUGCUUAAGCAAAAAUGAUCUGGAAUAAUAUGUGUAAUUUCUGAAAUAAUUCCAUGAUCACAGAUGUGUGUUUGGGGUUUAUUUUGUUUUGCCUUUUUACAUGUCAUUAUAGUUUAUGAUUACUUGACUUCUGUAACAUAGGCUCUAUUUGAUAAAAACCCAUAACUGUCUUAAUGCGUGCAGACAAAAGUAAAUCAAAUUAGACAUGUUCUUCCGUUUUUACUCAAUGUGAAUGUAGGAAGGAAAAUGCAAUAUUUGAAAUGAAAUAAAAGUGUUUGUAAAAA